GAGAGAGGCCGGACUUUUGCCUGCAGACGGCUGGCAUGCCCCUGGACUCAGCGAGCUAGGCUUUAACCGGGGAACAUGCAGAGACUGUGGAGCGGCAGCAGGAGCAACUUCAUCCAUACCCUGUCAACUUUCCUUGUCUUUGUGUUGACCGAGGGACUGUGUGAAAGCAGGGGCCAGAGGCGGCUCGGGCUGCAGGAGCGCCAUCUCCAAGCCCUGCCCGAGCCAGAGGUGGUAUACCCUGUCAAGGUUGAUCACCUGGGCCGCUUCCUGUCCCACGACGUGUCCCACCAGGUGAGGCGGCUGCGGCGCCGUGAACUGACGGCGGAGCGACCGCUCGGCCCCACCGUGUAUUACAAGCUCUCGCACAAGGGCCGCCAGCUGUACUUCAACCUGACGGUGAACCAGGCUCUGGUCGCUCCGGGCUUCGUGGCUGAGAGGCGCUACGGGGGUGUGAGAGGGGCCACGAUUAGCCGACCCCGGCCCAACAGCUGCCACCUUAUCGGGAGAGUGCAGGCGCCGACAGCCGGGAGCGGGAUCGCCGCCAUCAGCACAUGCCAUGGACUGAAAGGUGUGUUCAGACUGUUGGAACAGGAUUACCUCAUUGAACCAGUGGAGGGAGAGCACUGGAAGAAAGCUGCGUCACAGCCCCACGUCAUUUACAAACGGCAUGCAGUGGAAGUGGAGGGACUGCCCGACCCCCAGCGGCUGGAGGGGCGAAUGGGAGGGAUGGAGAAGCCAAGCCCCAGCGAGAGCCGAGUGUGUGGUGUAUCGGAUUCCCUGAAGAACUUGAAGCAUUUGGAAAAGAAACGGGAAAGGUGGGAGAAGAAACAAGAGCGCAAGAGACGGAUUAAACAGCGGUCGAUCAGCAAGGAGAGGUGGGUGGAGACGCUGGUGGUGGCAGACACUAAAAUGGUGGAGCAUCAUGGAAGUCAAAGCAUUGAGGCCUACGUCUUCACCAUCAUGAACAUGGUGGCUGGGCUGUUCCGUGAUGCCAGUAUUGGGAACUCUGUUAACAUCAUCAUUGUACGGCUUGUGCUGUUGGAGGAGGACGAGGAGGACCUGAAGAUAACGCAUCACGCGGAUAACACUCUGAGGAGCUUCUGUAAGUGGCAGAAGAAGAUCAACUUCAAAGGUGACAGUCAUCCAGCACACCAUGACGUAGCCCUCCUGCUGACUCGGAAGGACGUGUGUGCUGGCAUGAACCGCCCGUGUGAGACGCUGGGAUUGUCGCAUGUCUCUGGGAUGUGCCAACCGCACAGGAGCUGCAGCAUUAACGAGGACACGGGCCUCCCCCUGGCUUUCACAGUCGCGCAUGAGCUCGGACACAACUUUGGGAUCCAGCACGACGGGACCGGCAACGACUGCGAGCCCAUUGGGAAGAGGCCGUUCAUCAUGUCUCCCCAGCUGCUGUACGACACCAGCCCACUCACCUGGUCCCGAUGCAGCAGAGAGUAUAUCACCCGCUUCCUCGACCGUGGUUGGGGCCUCUGCUUAGAUGAUCGGCCCGCCAAAGAAGCCAUCGAGUUACCCUCAGUAGCACCGGGGGUGCUGUACGAUGCCAAUCAUCAGUGUCGGCUGCAGUACGGAGCCAAAUCAGCGUUUUGCGAUAACGUGGAUAAUGUCUGCAACACCCUGUGGUGCACCGUGGGAAACACUUGCCAUUCCAAGCUCGACGCUGCCGUGGACGGUACGAAGUGUGGGGACAACAAGCGGUGUUUCAGUGGACAGUGUGUACCCACGCUCCAGCAUCCUCAGACUACAGACGGAAAGUGGGGAGCAUGGAGCUCCUGGUCAUCUUGCAGCCGAACCUGUGGAGCAGGAACACAAAGCGCAGAGAGACACUGCAACAAUCCCACGCCCAAGUACGGUGGCUCGUACUGCCUCGGGGAGAGGAAGAGGUUCAGGAUAUGCAACGUCAAAGCCUGUGUGUCAGAAACACCUUCCUUCCGUCACCUGCAGUGCAGUCAGUUUGACGCCCUGCCUUACAAGGGGAAGCUCCAUAAAUGGAUUCCCGUUCUCAGCAGAAUUAACCCCUGUGAGCUACACUGCCGACCUCGAGAUGGCUAUUUCUCAGUGAAGAUGUUGGAUGCCGUGACUGACGGAACGCCAUGCUUUGAGGGGAACACCAGCCGAGACAUGUGCAUCAAUGGAAUCUGCAAGAAUGUAGGUUGUGAUUAUGAAAUUGAUUCCAAUGCUGUGGAGGAUCGAUGUGGAGUCUGCCAAGGCAAUGGCUCUACCUGUGAGACAGUAAAGAAGACGUUCAAUAAGAGUGAAGGUCUGGGCUAUGUCGACAUUGGGCUGAUUCCUGAAGGUGCCCGAGAGAUCCGAAUUGAAGAGGUUGCUGAAGCAGGAAAUUUCCUUGCCUUACGGAGCGAUGAUCCUGAGAAGUACUUCUUAAAUGGUGGCUGGAUAAUUCAGUGGAAUGGAGACUACAAGGUGGCUGGGACAACGUUCACCUACGAGCGAAAUGGGAACCUGGAGAACCUGACGUCACCAGGUCCUACCAGGGAGCCAGUAUGGAUUCAGCUGCUGUUUCAGGAGACGAAUCCUGGCGUACGCUUCGAAUACACCGUCCGGCGGGACCUAGAUCAUGAGAAUGAGAUCCCAGCACCAGAGUUUUUCUGGCGUUACGGCCUGUGGACAGAAUGUUCUGCAACGUGCGGCGGUGGUGUCCAGAGGCAGAUCGUGCACUGUCUGGAGAAAAUCGCGGGGAUUGUUGAAGAACAGUAUUGUGAGCUUGCGACACGACCUGAUGACCGACAGCGGAACUGUCACACUGAGCCUUGUCCAGCCCGGUGGUGGGCCGGAGAGUGGCAGGCGUGCUCGGCGUCAUGUGGGGAAACGGGGACCAUGAGGAGGACCACCCUAUGCAUCCAGAGCGUGGGUCUCGAUGAGCAGCGGGCUCUCCAACCCUCUGACUGUCAGCAUACGCCCAAGCCCGAAGACACCGGCCCUUGCAACAGGGAGAUCCCCUGCCCCUCGGACUGGAGCGCAGACAACUGGCCAGAGUGCUCUGUCACCUGUGGACAAGGUGUGCAGGAACGGAGUGUUGUGUGCCUGAACAACACCAACAUGACCUGCAGUCUGGAGGUGAAACCAGCUGCAACAAGGCCCUGUCACCUGAAGCCGUGCCCUGGACUCUGGCCAGGAUUCACACUGCACGACUGGUCUGGAAGUGGAGCUUCCAGCAAGGAGAUGUAUAACGAGGUGGGAUUCAACCUGAACUUUGGCCCCGGCGCUACAAACGAAGGGGAGAAUUCCAACCGAAUCCCUCCCAUUCCCAACUCCUAUCCAUCCUUUAUCAACGCACAAACUCCACAGCCACAGCCCCCCAAAGGCAACAAGAUAACCAAUUACAUCAUUGAAGAUGACUUCACCAAAAGCGAGGAAUCCUCCAAACCAAACAUCUUUGUCGAUGACUUCUACUAUGAUUAUAACUUCAUCAACUUCCACGAAGACCUUGAGUAUGGCCCAGAAGGCUGGCUGGAUUUCAGCGAAGAGGAGAAGAUGGGUGAAGACAGUAAACAUGAAGAAGACCAUUUGGAAACAAAUAACAUCUCAGACGGCGUUUGGGAGAAGUUACCCAAUCAAAACGAGGAUGGGGCCUCUGUUGAAAGGCCAGGAUCUAAUGAGCUGGACAAUGUUCCAUUGGAACCUACAGCAAAAAGCCUGGAGAAUAUGGCGGUAACUAAUAAUCAGGUCACAACUGCUACCUCAAACAUAGACUCAGUUGAUAGUGAAGAAUACACUACUGAGAAUCUCAGGGUUACCGAGGCUACGUCAAGUGAAUUGUACAACACUGGCAGUGAAGAUAUUGAUAAAGAAAUGUACGAGGCAGAUGAGCUGCUUCCUGUCCAAAAUAUGACAGUACCCAACGUUAAAGAGGCUAUUUAUCCUGGAUCUUCACCGAAUGAUGAUCAGGACAUUGAUCUUAACACAGCAGCGACCCUGACAUCUUAUUAUAACAACUCCCGAAGACCACCAUUCCCCACCUCUCCACCUAGUACAAGCAUCCCCAGUGCUUCAACAGCAAGUGACCUCAACUGGAAGGUGAAAGACUGGAACUCUGAGGGCCACGGCACGAGUGAGGGUAAUUCCAGCAGUGCCAAGAAGCAGGGCAGUCUGUAUAAUCGAAAUGCUGGUGGCCUUCGAGAACCUCCUGAGAGUGUCGGGCAAGAAGGGGACCUGGAAUCGAGGGAGACCGUGGAUGGAGAGGGGGCGGAUCCUGUACAAAAUGGGACAGAUGUGCCUGGGAUUCCAAGUGAGGUUUCAAAUGUGACGAUCAGCAGCAGAGAGGAAUUAAGUGUUAACCACGGACACUCCCAGCAGCAAGACACCAUUGCUGGCCAUCCAGCUGUUACUGAUAACUCCUGGCACGAUCUCCAUGCUGACACCAAUAACGUAGUGCCCACACCUCCAGUCCCAAUGGAUCCAAAAGAUAUUCCUGCUCCAGAAGAGAUACAUUGGACAACGAGGCACGGACAAACCUGGUCAAGCUUGGCAGAUGGACAUAGUUUAAACAGCUCUUCAGAAUUCCCAGGAGAGGUUGAAACAUCUCCGGGAAAUGUAUUUCUACCUGGUGCAUCUGACGAGGACACUGACCAUGUGAGUGUGCUCUCUCAGUGUAGCCCCUCAGUGACACAGGCCGACGUAUUCUUCACGUCAGAUGUGACCACGUCAGGAGGACUGCUGUCACCAGACGCAAGUCAGCUGCCAGUGGUGGGAACCCCUCCCGCCACCACGGUGAUGCCGCCAGGACUGGGCUCUCCACUGCAAGACCGGACCACAACUGGGGAAGGCCAGGGAGAGAGUGUAAAGCCAGUUCGGGCAACACCCUCCAGCCACCCGUUCGUUCCUCUGGUGCCUUCAGAUUCUAGCUCCACUUUGUCGGUGCACGUGGGGGCAAGACUAGCUGAAGCCCCAUCACCAACCUCUGCAAUGACUACAGAAGCCAUCUCCCCCAGAACCACUACCUCUACUGCCGACGUUGUUCCUGGUCCUAACUUGACAACAACUGCCUCAGAUUUAAGCACACAGCCCACAUUGGCAGAGGGUGUGACAGAGCCAAGCAGCACUUUGCGUUCUCCUUCCUGGACGAGUGACUCUGUACCUCUGGAGCAGAUUGCAACAACACUUGUUGACUCAAGCAACGCGAGAACUGAUUCACCGAGCUCCCACUCUGGAGCCAGAUCCAAGGAGGGCCCGGCCAAUCCGAGUAUCACCGACGCGGGAGGUGCUGGGAUUGGGAUCGGAGGCAGUUCCCCUGGAUCCAUCGCGGGGAGCUCACCGGUUCCUGUCCCUACAGUCUGCCUUCCGGGUCUCUCCGGGUAUACCCCGUCCCCGAGGCCAAUGCUGGGUGUCCAGGCAACUGAAACCGACUCAGUGAGGGAUGCAACCGUCGACCCAGCCUCUGAGGCAGAUGUGGAAUCCCUGUCUUACUGGGUGGUUGGCAACUGGAGUGAGUGUUCCACCACAUGUGGGCUGGGAGCGAUCUGGAGAACGGUGCAAUGUAGCUCCGGUCUGGACAGUGACUGCGACAGGACCAAGAAGCCGGUCCCAGCUCGGAGGUGCUAUAUCCGGCCCUGCUCGGCAUGGCGUGUGGGCAACUGGAGCAGGUGCUCCAAGAACUGUGGAGGUGGGGUGAAGAUCCGAGACGUCCAGUGUAUCGACGUCAGGGACAGGAGGCCCCUGCGACCCUUCCACUGCCAGCCCGUCCUCCACAAGCCCCCCACCAGCCUGGCCUGCAACUCCAGACCGUGCAUGGACUGGUACACGUCCUCGUGGGGAGAGUGCUCCAAGGCUUGUGGAGGAGGUGUGCAGGAGAGGCUGGUCAUGUGCCCCAAAUUCGGACACUGUGAUGAGGUUCUGCGCCAGAACAGCACCAGGGCGUGCAACGCCCAUCCCUGCACCAAGUGGAUGAAGGGCUCGUGGGGACAGUGCACGGCCAUGUGUGGCGGAGGGAUACAGCGGCGGCUGGUGAAGUGUGUAAACACAGUGACGGGGCAGGCAGAGGAAGACAGUAGCCAGUGUGACCACGAGCCCUGGCCAGAGAACACACAGAAGUGUAACCUGCAGGAGUGUAACAGCACUGACCACAGUUACACCUGCGAGCGUGAUCGGCUGACCUUCACGUUCUGCCAGACGCUGAAGCUCCUGGGCCGCUGUUACCUGCAGACUGUCCAGGCGCAGUGCUGCAAAACGUGCAAGCAACACGGAACGAGAGACCGCGGUAACGAGCGCAUCUCACGGAGGUGAGCGGUCAGCCUGGAAUACGAUGCAGGAAAAGAGAGACUUUUCAGAAGUAAACAAUAUGGGCAGAAGUAUCACAGUGACUGAAAGGUGCCAAAAGCAAUUCAGGAAAAAAAGAUACAAAAGAAAACACUGAAAUCUGGAGGGUUUUUUAAAAUAUUUAUGUAUACAUAAUGAGAGAGACUUUCUUUCAGUAUUCUUGUUAAUGCAACCAUUUUACAGGACCACAAACCUGACUGGGUUGAAGCAAGAUUUUACAGUGUUGGGGUUGCAGGAUAAGGCCUGAGGCCCAUGGUUGCUACAGUUACGUAUCAUCCUUUCAAAUAAGUGGUGCUCCAACGUUUGAAGAACGACACCUCCCUUUCCCAUUGAUAGCACAGCCUCAGCCGUCUCUUCAGAGCGGUUCGGAGUUCAAAGUUGAAAGUGUACACCUUUGUCAACAUGCACUACCGCGAGAUUUACCCUCUUGCGGGCAUUCACAGUAGAUACAAAGAAAUACAAUGGAAUCAAUGAAAAACUACACACAGACAAGAUGGGACAGGAAUGAAGGUGUCUCUUGGUGCUCUGUGUCUGAUCAUUGCCCGGUACCCUAUCCCGGCUGGUGACGGACAGCACAGAACCUUUUCAUACUUGAACAGUUUUUUAUAUAAAAAACUUAUUUUCAACUUUUAGAACUAUUUGUUGAGGAUUUAUCAUUGUACGUUAUUUUGAAUACAAAGCCAUGGUGCUAAUACAUAAGAAACAUUGUAAAACCUAUAUCUAUCACAAGAGGACAUGGGCCACACUGAUUUCUGUGCUGAAGGGUGUGUGUGUGUGUGUGUGUGUGUGUGUGUGUGUGUGCGUGUGUGUGCGUGUGUGUACAUGUGAUUGUGUGGACAUAUAUGCGUGUGUACAC
Mobula hypostoma (lesser devil ray) is the source of this 7144-nucleotide messenger RNA. Its product is annotated as A disintegrin and metalloproteinase with thrombospondin motifs 7. Lineage: Eukaryota; Metazoa; Chordata; Chondrichthyes; Myliobatiformes; Myliobatidae. Gene Ontology annotation, molecular function: metalloendopeptidase activity. The transcript is spliced from 24 exons. Gene Ontology annotation, biological process: proteolysis; extracellular matrix organization. Gene Ontology annotation, cellular component: extracellular matrix. The record is from RefSeq and is a predicted model, not a curated record. The coding region runs from base 76 to 6255 and encodes 2059 amino acids.